This is a messenger RNA of Quercus lobata, 1313 nucleotides long. Its product is annotated as probable carboxylesterase 2. NCBI's taxonomy places the organism in Eukaryota, Viridiplantae, Streptophyta, Magnoliopsida, Fagales, Fagaceae. Gene Ontology annotation, molecular function: hydrolase activity. The record is from RefSeq and is a predicted model, not a curated record. Bases 116 to 1078 code for a protein of 320 amino acids. The transcript has a single exon.
CGUCUAGUUCCCUCCUUUUAUAAAGGAACACAUCCAAGUCCAACACAUCCGAUUCCUCCUCACCCCUUCUAAUCUCUCUCCCAAAGCACAGGAGGGCGCACACACAAACACACAGAUGAAUCCAAGUAACGCAGAUGUAUCUCUUGAGGUACCUCCUUACCUUAGAGUAUACAAAGAUGGAACCUUGGAAAGGCUUGCUGGAACCCAAGUUGCCCCUUCUGGGUUAGAUCCUCAAACUGGUGUUGUAUCCAAAGACAUAUUGAUCAUACCACAGACCGGUGUCUCAGCCAGACUUUACUGUCUCAACAAAGAAAUCAAUGACCCUCAAAAGCUUCCUAUAGUUCUUUACUUUCACGGUGGAGCAUUUUGCAUAUCAUCAACCUCUGAUCCCUUCUACCACAACAGCCUCAACGCACUAGUUGCUGAAGCUAACAUCAUAGUUAUCUCUGUAAACUACAGGAUAGCCCCAGAGUUCCCACUUCCAACAGCCUAUGAAGAUUGCUGGGAUGCGCUCAAGUGGGUGGAUUCUCAAGCUGUGGGAAACGAUGGCCUUGAGCCAUGGCUCAAAGAUAAAGCUGACUUUGAGAGAGUUUACUUGGUUGGAGACAGUGCCGGUGCUAAUAUUGCACACCACAUGGCCUUGAGGGCUAAGUCCACCUCGGACUUAAAUCUCAUCAAGCUCAAUGGGAUUGGUUCAAUUAAUCCUUAUUUCUGGAGUGAAAAGCCAAUUGGGUUAGAGGUCACAGAUCCAGUAAGAAAAGCAAUGGUGGACAAGUGGUGGAACUAUGUGUGUCCAUCUGAUAAAGGUUGUGAUGAUUUACUUAUCAACCCAUUUGUGGAUGGUGCACCAGGUUUUGCUAACUUGGCCUGCCAUAAAAUACUUGUUCUUAUUGCUGAGAAAGAUAUAUUGAGGGAUAGAGGUAAGCUUUAUCAUGAAAAAUUGGUGAAUAGUGAGUGGAAAGGUACGGCUGAGAUCUUCGAGACUGAAGGGGAAGAUCAUGUGUUUCAUAUCUUUGAUCCCAAUUGUCAAAAAGCGAAGAUCUUGAUUAAACGCCUGGCUUCCUUCAUCAACCAGUGAUACUAGUCUCUGAUCUCGUGUCAAUGUGUGAUGGAGUAUUAUUUAAAAAUAGUGAGAAAGCUGACUUUCUACACUUUGCUUUCAAUUCUUAGCUAUGUCUUUUUUUUUUUGAUAAAUCAAUUCUUAGCUUGUCAAAGUUUCUUUUUUGCUAAUCAAAGUUUCCAACUUUCAUCAUAUAUGGUUCUCAUUCACUACACCAUUUAAUGUUGUAUCGCAAAUUGUAUCCUUCAGUUAU